Messenger RNA from Tremella mesenterica DSM 1558, 975 nucleotides. RefSeq lists its product as uncharacterized. NCBI's taxonomy places the organism in Eukaryota, Fungi, Basidiomycota, Tremellomycetes, Tremellales, Tremellaceae. The transcript is spliced from 7 exons. Bases 1 to 975 code for a protein of 324 amino acids. The record is from RefSeq and is a predicted model, not a curated record.
AUGAAAUCCAAGAGACGUAUCAAGCCUCUUCAUCCCUACUCUUCUGUCAAGAAGACCACGUUCUAUCCCAAACGCACUCAAGCCCUUCAAAUGGAAUACAACUCUCAAGAUGACAGUCUGAGCAGUCUCACUUCUGAUCCACCCACUAAACAUCCAGACCAGCUUCAUCUCUCUCACUCUUCUACCACUCCUAACGCUACGAAACCAAACUCGCUUCCGACGCUGAAAUCCCAUCAAUCUUCCAUCAUCUCUAUCGGGUCUUCAAGUACACCCUCAACAAACAAUUCCAUCAUCUCUGUCGGGUCUUCAAGUACACCCUCACAAAACACUUCGCCAAAGAGCAAAUCUACUCAAAAGCCAUCACACCCUACUUCUUCCAAUCCUACUGACACGCGAAAACGCCGCAAACCGAAUAUUGGAACGGGGACGGAUGAUAAUGCUCGUCUAGGCAUUUCAUCCAGUCUACGAGAAAGUGAUGGUAAUGCAAGAGUCAAAGGGUCUGUCUGGCCCAAGAGGGGAGAAAAUACAUUCAGAGGGGUUAUGCAACAUAUCAUAUGUCAAUAUUGUGACGCACACGUACAUUGGGCUUGUGCAGGUCUACCAGACGAAAUAGAUUUGACUGGAGACGAUUGGACAUGUCCAGAUUGUCAUACUCUUUUAUCCCUUGGUGACGAAGAACAAUAUUAUCCAGAGAGUGUCAUUGGAAGGAAGACGAUACCAGCUACAAAAGAUGAAAGAAGACAAGUUAUUUAUCUUGUGAAAUGGUAUGGAUAUCCUAUUGAAGAAUCCACCUGGGAAAAAUCAACCGAGGUAUUAAUUGCACACAAACAAGAAUUUCAGAAGAAAUGCGAUCAAUUAGGUUUUUACUCCAACGACGACUUUCUCUUGCCCGAGACGAAAACAUUCUUCAAAGAUCUGUCGUCUAGUCAGCUGGGUGAGAUGAUAUAUUUUAAGAUGAGAGGGAUGCAUCUAUGA